AUGUUUUUCCCCCCGACCGCUUGGAGAGCCCCCAAGACCCCCACAGACCCCUGUCCGUUGUUGGACGGCCCUAGAGGGACCGGAUCGUCAUCGGACGACCCAGACAGACCCCCAACGCCCUGGAGCACUCCCCAACCCACUAGAAGCAAACGAGGCCCCAGAGCCCCAGCAAGGCCCCAGAAGCGCCCCAGAGCACCAGCAAAGCUCCUGAAGCGCCCCAGAGCCCCAGCGAGGCCCCAGAAGCGCAGCAAGAAGCCCCAGAGCCCUAUCAAGGCCCCAGGAACGCAGCAAAGCGCCCCAGGACGCUAA
Messenger RNA from Puccinia graminis f. sp. tritici CRL 75-36-700-3, 309 nucleotides. RefSeq lists its product as uncharacterized. The transcript has 2 exons. The record is from RefSeq and is a predicted model, not a curated record. Lineage: Eukaryota; Fungi; Basidiomycota; Pucciniomycetes; Pucciniales; Pucciniaceae. The coding region runs from base 1 to 309 and encodes 102 amino acids.